AUGCUCCGUAAGCGUUUGGUAUUCAAAAUUGUAAAGGAUGCGCUUAGCCGUAAGUCGUUGAGACCCUUUAAGCACAUCCAGGAAUCAUUCGACCAUCAUUUGCAGCUCUCUCUGGAUCUCAUUGAUAAGCGCCAGACCAUCUGCAGGCGUCUGGAAGUGGGGGAUAAUGUGUACGAUCGAGUUCCCUCGCAUGAGGGUGCCCAGAAUCAUACAUCAGGGGAAAGGAAGGACCAUACAGGCGCUGAUUUGGACGUUAUUGGCAUUGAUGUUUUGAAGCCUUUUGAAAUUGUUAUGGGCUUUCAGGUUUUGGCUAUGAAAUGUGCAUCCGAGGUGGCAAAGUUGGAACAGAUUGAAGAUCAUGAGAAAUUCCGGUACCGGUUACAUGCUUUGCUGAGCCUUGCGUGCCACCACAUCGAAGGCUUCAGUUUCGUCAGAUUAUCAUUGAUACUAAAUUCGCUAGCCAAUAUUAUCAGGUGGCAUCGUGAUGUUACUGAUUCCCGGCCUCCGAACUCUGGAGGUGACCGAAUGGGUCGAAAUGAUUUUUGCUCUGUUCCUGCUGACCGGUUAGACAGUAUAUUCGGGGGCAAAUUUUCUGCAGACCCCGAAGGCAACGAUUUGGAACUAACAUUUAAAAGAUUUCAUGCAUUAUUAGAAACUCGUUUUAUGCUGCAUCUCUGCUUAUACGAGAAGUUCGGGGCAUCACGAACACAUGAGGAUCCGGAUGUAGGACACAUUGACGCCCACAGUGUCUGCUUGCUACUCAAGUACUACUUGGUGGUUGGGGAUAUGAACCGAACUCUGUUCUACCUCAUUCUUCGAUUCAUACGACAACAGUCUCAAUUCGAGCUGAGGGAUGUCAUGAACAUGGUGGUUUCUCUGAGCAUGAUGGAUGGUGCAUCGGACUUAUACUCACCAGUGGAUUUGCAACAGCUACAUGCCGCUGUUAGCGUGUUUAUGGAGCAUAACAUCUCCGAUCCAUCAGCCAUAAAUUUGUCAGGAGAGAGUUCUUCACUUCCCGAACUUUGGGAUAAUGAAACCGUAAAAAAUAGAAGUUUAGUUGAACUCCUGCUCAUUACCUUGGCUGAAAAGGAACCCACUGGAGGUGCUGAUUUGCAUCUAUGUCAUUUAUACAUAAAGGCUCUCAUGGUUUUCCGAGACCGAGGGGUGCCCGAAGAACUACUCGCGGCACUAGCGUCUGAUGCCUUGAAAAACUCGACCCAUGUGUUUUCAUCAGGCGACGUUUUGAAGGGAAGAGGCUUUGACAAGUUUGUUGCCUACUUACAGAGCAUUAAGAUAUGUGUUCGUGACAGCAGCAUUUUGGAACCUGCGGCUCUGCAAAGCUUCUUUCUGGACGAGCAGGUUCAACGGAGAACUUUGAGCUCGUUGUUGCGGUUGGCUAAGGAACCGAGUAACACCAACGUAAAAUCGCUGGUUACACUAUGCGAUACCAUCAAGUUUGUGUCUGCAAUCAAAAACACCGCGGAAGAUCACGCAGCGCUUUUAACGCACCUUCGUUCCACGUUGAGCAGGGUUUUACCGGUGAUCGUUCUCGCUAAUAUCAAUCGCUUCAAGGUCGGUGAUAUUGUCGCGGUGUAUGAGUACCUGCAUGACGAUAUGCCCGCAAGGAUGGAAGUUCAAAAGAUGCUGUUCAAUUUGUAUGCAAAUUUGAAUUCUGGAGAUAAUACGCCGGAUGUGCUAGACAUUUACACCGAGACGACCACCCUUAUGACUUCAUUCCACAAGCAUAACUACAAAAUAGAUCAUGCGGUGCACAAUCAAAUAUCCAGUUGGAUAUUGGGGACAUAUAAAAUCGCUGGUAUUAAGGAUGUGUCGCUGCUGCUCAGGUUCCUCCAAUCCACCGCUCGCAUAUGCAAAAUUGAACCUGAGAUUUUCAUAAUAUACGAUUUCAAUAUCCUGCUGAAUUACGUUUUUGAGUUUGACGUGUGGAAAGGGCACGUCAUUCCGUUGGUGGAUAUAAUUUACAAUUUGUUGCCCCAUUGGGCUAACGGGUUUACUGAUGCAUUAAUGAAGUCAAAUUUAGUCAAGCUCCUCGAGCAUUACCACUUGUCAACCAUAGUACCUAUGGCAGUGCAGAGUUGUGAAGGCCGACCUUCUGGCAAGGAUCCAAACAGUGACCGUAUGUCACCUCUGGAUAUUUCGACUUUCGCCAAAUAUACACAUUUAGUGUGGUCGUUAAGGAACACUUCUCCUGUCUCGCAUGAAUUGUGGGAUCGGCAUCAAACAGUCAUUGUAGACGGUAUUUAUAACUGUACUAACAUAGGCAAGUUAUCCCUGGGUGACGAUGGCCCGGUGUGCUCCAACAAAAAUACCAACGUGAAAAAAUGCGAAAUGUGGCAGUCUUUCAGCGUGCGCCUGAUGGUGGAAAUUCUACUAGAUAUGCACCGCCAGCAUUUGGGGUCUUCCGGUGCCGAUCACUCUGCGCUGCCCAAAGAACAGCGAGCGAUGUCGUUUCUGUGUCGGGAGCUGUUGAUCGGCCUGGAUGUUUUUGACGACCACGCUGCGUCAAUGACUCAGUUACUAACACUGAUCCUCGAAAAUGAGGAACAUAUGCCUGACUGCCCGCACUUCACGGAUUUAGUUUGCAAACUGAACUCCGUGGUCAGCGCACGCUGA
Molecule: messenger RNA, 2634 nt
Organism: Babesia bigemina
Lineage: Eukaryota; Apicomplexa; Aconoidasida; Piroplasmida; Babesiidae
Exons: 1
Coding region: 1-2634 (877 amino acids)
Source: RefSeq, a predicted model, not a curated record